Paramecium octaurelia is the source of this 1678-nucleotide messenger RNA. The record is from the annotation of a GenBank genome assembly. NCBI's taxonomy places the organism in Eukaryota, Ciliophora, Oligohymenophorea, Peniculida, Parameciidae.
UUUCUGUCAGGCUUAAUGAUACCCACAGAAGAAUUUGAAGAAAUCACACUUCAUAAAUACCAAAGUGAAUAACAUCAAAUUUCACGAAUGAUCUAGAAUUUAAACAACAAGUUAGAUUAUAUUAUAAAUUAAGUGCACCCAAUACUCAAGUAUAAAACAAAUCCCCAGAUAUAGAAACAAAUUUAAAUAAAAGUGGUGGUGAUGAUUCAGAUGUUCAUUUACAAUGCUAUGAGGCUCCUGGAUUAAAAAAAUAAUAAAGUGACAUGACUUAUGAUUUGAGAAGAAAAUAACUUAAAUCUAAUGCCCCAAAAUAAAGUAAGUAUCAAUUGAAUAACCUACAAAAAUUGGGAUUGAAUUCUUUGCUAUAAUAAAAUGGAAAGGCAUAAUAGAAAGGUUAAUCCAAGGAUCAAAAUGACGAUUAAAUUUCUAUUAUUAAAUUCGAUGAUCAACAAGAGGAAUUAAAGGGGAUUAUGUAAUUAAAAAUUCUAAAUUAAGGCAUUAAUUAGAUGAAAUAGAUAUUAAAAUUGAAGCCUAACGAAAAUUACAAUAAGACUUUUAUUUACAUGUUAAUCAAAUCGAUCAACUUAGGUAGACUUCACAGUCACCUCAUGUUUAAUAGGAAGAGAAAAAAUAAGAUUAUUUUUUGGCAUGUCUAAUCUGCGGAUUUAACAAUAAACGACUAGAAAAACUACUUGGAUGCGAGCACCAAUUUUGUUCGUAAUAUUAAUUUAACUUUAUAGAGUUUGCUACAUGAUGUAUUUAAAUGAAAGAAUUAGAAAUGCAUAAGUUAAUAAUAUUCCUUGUCCGCAGCAAGGUUGUAGGGAAAUAUUCCAAGAUUCUGUAGUUCAACACUCAGUUACCACAGAAAUGUUUAAAAAAUUUUUGAAUUUUAAAUAUAAAAACGAGAUUCAGAAGGAUUCAAAUAAAAAAUGGUGUCCAGUACCAGAUUGUUAAUAUUAUGUAGAAAGAAAUCCGCGUUCAAACAUUACUUAAUGUAAAUGUGGAGCUUAAGUUUGCUUUAAUUGUGGCAGGCUUGCUCAUUAGAAUACACGAUGUGAGGUUGAUUUUAUUUAAUUAAAAGUAGAAUUACUAAGAUCUGCAGUUUUAAUAUGCAUAAGAUGCCUACAAUAUUAAAAAUUGUCCUGAUUGUAAUUCUCCUGUUGAAAAAAAUUAAGGGUGCAAUCAUAUGACAUGUAGAUGUGGCUACGAGUAUUGUUGGGUUUGUAUGUAACACUAUCAUGCAUAUCAUUACAAAUAUUGGUCUAUCAGAGGAUGUGCAAGUAAAUAUACAGAAAUAUUAAAGUAUGGAACGAUGGAAUAUUCAAAACAAGAAAAGUGAUAGAGCACACUGAUCUAAGGAGGUGGGUUUUUUUUUUCCCUCGUCUUAUCCUUUUUCUUUUGAGAGGACCCUGGCUAUUACUAAAACUGUUAUUUAGAGCAUCUAAAAAAGCUGUAUCUCAACCUUUUAUGAAAUUGAAUAAGAAAUUCAGUCGUGCAAGACACCCAAGAUCUAGGUAUAUAAUGUGUAUUAUUUGCUCUUAGGUGUGGCAAAAGAGUAUAUUUCAUAUGGGGUGAGUUUUGGAUUGUGAUACUUGUGAUCAUUAUCUUCCCCUUUUACUUUUUAUUUAGAAUGAUAAUAGAAUUAAAAAAGUUAAUAAUAGAUGGAUGUGGUUAUUGA